Messenger RNA from Orycteropus afer afer, 1068 nucleotides. It is a transcript of the gene ABHD4, whose product is annotated as abhydrolase domain containing 4, N-acyl phospholipase B. The record is from RefSeq and is a predicted model, not a curated record. Gene Ontology annotation, cellular component: lipid droplet. The transcript is spliced from 7 exons. Bases 1 to 1068 code for a protein of 355 amino acids. Gene Ontology annotation, molecular function: phosphatidylcholine lysophospholipase A1 activity. Lineage: Eukaryota; Metazoa; Chordata; Mammalia; Tubulidentata; Orycteropodidae.
AUGGGCUGGCUCAGCUCGACCCGGCAGGGCUUGUUUACUAUGGCUGAUGAUCUGGAGCAGCAGCCUCAAGGCUGGCUGAGUAGCUGGCUACCUGCUUGGCGCCCCACGUCUAUGUCACAGCUGAAGAAUGUGGAAGCAAGGAUUCUCCAGUGUCUCCAGAACAAGUUCCUGGCCCGAUACGUGUCCCUCCCAAACCAGAACAAGAUCUGGACGGUGACUGUGAGCCCCGAGCUAAAGGACCGCACCCCUCUGGUGAUGGUGCAUGGAUUCGGGGGCGGUGUGGGCCUCUGGAUCCUCAACAUGGAUUCACUAAGUGCCCGCCGCACACUGCACACCUUUGAUCUGCUUGGCUUUGGGCGAAGCUCAAGGCCAACAUUCCCAAGGGAUCCAGAGGGGGCUGAGGACGAGUUUGUGACAUCAAUAGAGACAUGGCGGGAGACCAUGGAGAUCCCCAACAUGAUCCUCCUGGGGCACAGUCUAGGAGGAUUCUUGGCCACUUCUUACUCUAUCAAGUACCCUGAAAGAGUUAAACACCUCAUCCUGGUGGACCCAUGGGGCUUUCCCCUCCGACCAACUGACCCUAGUGAGAUCCGGGCACCCCCAACCUGGAUCAAGGCUGUGGCCUCUGUCUUAGGGCGUUCCAAUCCAUUGGCUGUUCUUCGAGUAGCUGGGCCUUGGGGGCCUGGACUGGUUCAGCGAUUCCGGCCAGACUUCAAGCGCAAGUUUGCAGACUUUUUUGAAGAUGAUACUAUAUCAGAAUAUAUCUACCAUUGCAAUGCACAGAAUCCCAGUGGUGAGACAGCAUUCAAAGCCAUGAUGGAAUCCUUUGGCUGGGCCCGCCGCCCCAUGUUGGAGCGAAUUCACUUGAUUCGAAAAGAUGUGCCCAUCACUAUGAUCUAUGGGGCCAAUACCUGGAUAGAUACCAGCACGGGCAAAAAAGUGAAGAUGCAGCGGCCUGAUUCCUAUGUCCGGGACAUGGAGAUUGAGGGUGCCUCACACCACGUCUAUGCUGACCAGCCACACAUCUUCAAUGCUAUGGUGGAAGAGAUCUGCGACUCAGUUGAUUGA